CUCUCGUCCACGGGCACGCGAUUGACGGGCGGGCCAGAGGGAGGUAACAGCUUUGCAUUUGGAUCGUCUGCUUCUUCAAGCAACAAUACCAUCUUGUGCUUGAAGCUUGAAAAAGGAGUGGAACGGGUGGUGGUCGGGGUUAAAGAGAUGGCAGAAUAUAGACCCCUCGGCCGCCCACACGUCUGCGAGCUAACUAACGAGAGCGAUGCAGAGACCAUACUCGUUGCUCAUGACCCUCCUCCGUCCAUUGCGCUUCUGCUCUGCACCCUACCAGGAUUUAUAACACUCUCUAUAAAAUUAUCUACACGUUCACAGAACGAAAUACCCAAAGAAUCCCCCUCCCUCACUACUACCGCCGCCCAAACCUCAGAUACAAGUACCUCAGAACAUCCUAAUCCAAGUUUCUCUGUACCCUGGAAUGAGCCUCAUUAUCCAGGGGAUGGGAGAGGUCCUGAUGGGGACAGGAGGCCACCACCCCCACCGCCCAGGGAAGGAGAUGGAGAUCAUCCAGGAAGAGGACCUGGGGAAUAUCCAAAGCCACGUCCUGGAGAUGGCCCAGGAGGGGGUCCUCCUAGAUUCCCCGGAGAAGGUCGGCGACCCGAGUAUCCGCCACCUGACCAACCAAAGGACAGCUUUGAGUGCUUCGACUGGACAGAAGGAGUCGAUCCAAGUUUAGACUCGGAAGAAAUCGUCUGGACGGUUUCCCACAAUUUGAGGCUGGAUGCACCUCUGUUUAUCCGUUCAUAUUUUAAUAAGGCGCAUGGUUCGUUGCGAGUUUCUCUAGAUGAUCAACUGGAGGAAGGGGAAGCCGCUUUGCGAGUCACCGCCUCUGGAAUCACUGGAGAUGAUGUCCGACAUACCAAGGUUUGCGUUGGGCAAAUGCGCGACCAUACAUCAGCUCUUCAACUCAAGGUCAGUUUAGGGUCCUGUUUAGUGACGAACCCGACUCACCAAUACAACCAGCCCACAAAGCACGUUGCAGAGAUUGGCCGCUAUGACAUAUCCUUGUCACUUCCAUAUCACAGGUUCAUGUAUCCAGGAAUAGGCACUCAUCUUCCUGGAUUCAGUCAUGCGUUCGAUGACAUGAGCCUGGUCGACUUUGAUUUCAUCAACUUGGACGGAGCAGAUGCUGAAAUCUCUGCAAUCUCUCUAUCUGCUCGGAUGCUCACCGUUCACUCCAUGGGCGGAUCUAUCAUUGGCAAGUUUAUAGCCACAAGACGAUUGGACAUUUCUGGUACUUCGAC
Molecule: messenger RNA, 1244 nt
Organism: Acaulospora colombiana
Lineage: Eukaryota; Fungi; Glomeromycota; Glomeromycetes; Diversisporales; Acaulosporaceae
Source: the annotation of a GenBank genome assembly